AGACACACACACACACACCCUCCUCAGAUAUCUGUUUCUUCUCUGCCGUCGCGCUGACACACCAACACACACAGAGGGAGGUAGAUAACUCUGUGAUUCCGCUGCUGAAUUUUUAACGCUGUUGUGGAACUUUUUUUUCCAGGCGGGUUACUGUGGCACCGGGGUAGUGUUACACUGACAGAGACUCAGAGAAAGGGUUCACUUCAGUGCUGCUGUUUACUGAGGCUGGACACAAACAGGGGCUUCAUGGGGAGCACGGCCCCUUGUCUCCUGAUGUUGUCACCGUAGCAACAUGACCCUCAACACCCAGAGAGAGAAGGAGCCCCUGCAGCGGCGCGGCAGCACACCGACGCCUCCCGCCCAUUUCUGCCACCACCCGUCCUUGACUCGGGCCGCUCGGCCUGCCAGAACCCCGGACGACCCGGAGCGGCCGCGGCCCCAGCGCAGCCACCUGCUCCUGGGACAGUCGGCGUCCUACGACCCCGGAGACAAGUCCCUCCGCUACCGGGCCCACUGGAGCUCGGACUCGGACGACGACUCGCAGAGCGACUCGGAGUGCGUUUACAGAGUGGUCCUGCUGGGAGACCACGGCGUGGGAAAGAGCAGCCUGGCAGGAAUCUUUGCCGGGAUCACAGAUAAAGAUGAGCAAGCUGGAGACGACACAUAUGAGCGGACGCUGACAGUGGAUGGAGAGGAAACCACACUCAUCCUUAUGGACACCUGGGAGAACACCACACAUGAUGAUGAUGAUGAUGAUGAGGAUGGCUCCUCUCAAGACGACUGUCUGAAGGUGGGGAGCGCUUACGUCAUCGUCUACUCCGUCACCGACCGCUCCACCUUUGACUCCGCCGCCGAGCUGCGCAUCACACUGAGACGCGCACGUCAGGCCGAAAACCUUCCCAUCAUCCUCGUCGGCAACAAAAGCGACCUGGUCCGGUCCCGAGAAGUUGCUGUGGAAGAGGGCCGAGCGUGCGCCGUGGUGUUCGACUGUAAGUUCAUAGAGACGUCGGCGUCUCUGCAGCACAACGUGGCCGAGCUGUUCGAGGGAGUGGUCCGGCAGAUCCGGCUCCGCCGGGACGGCAGCGAGGCCGUGCAGCGCCAGCACUCCGUGUACAAGCGCAAAGAGAGCCUCACGCAGAAGGCGCGGCGCUUCCUGGACCGCCUGGUGGCGCGCAACAACCAGCGCAUGGCGGUGAAAGUGCGCUCGAAGAGCUGCCACGACCUGGCCGUCCUCUGAGCACGCGCGUCCAGCAGGUGUGUCAGGUGCACGCGGCCCUCGCACCCGCGGCACGUCCCGCUGGUUGCGACGCCGUGGACGCAGGUUCCUGCAAUUAGCGCGUGCGCGGCGUGUCACGCGGACGCAGCCGGCGGCGGAGACCGUCAGGGGGCAGAGGCCGCCGAUCGGUGAGAAAAAGCCCCGUCCUGAUUCACCGCGUGGUGUCAGCUGACUAAUGACUGUAAGGGGUCGUUUCCAGUGAGAUGAGUGUUAAAUGUGUGCGUGUGUGCGCGUGAGACGUCCUGUCAUUUCCACCUUGUCCACGGAGCUGUUCUCCUGAGCUUUCUAUUGUUUUCAUUUCAGCAUUGUAAAGAAUAAAGGGUUUUUUGCCUUAAAA
Molecule: messenger RNA, 1613 nt
Organism: Betta splendens (Siamese fighting fish)
Lineage: Eukaryota; Metazoa; Chordata; Actinopteri; Anabantiformes; Osphronemidae
Gene: rem1
Product: RAS (RAD and GEM)-like GTP-binding 1
Exons: 5
Coding region: 293-1237 (314 amino acids)
Biological process (GO): negative regulation of high voltage-gated calcium channel activity
Cellular component (GO): plasma membrane
Molecular function (GO): GTP binding; calcium channel regulator activity; GTPase activity
Source: RefSeq, a predicted model, not a curated record